AUGCGCAGCGGGAGCCGCGGUGUCUUCGGGGCGCCUCUGGGGUUCGCGCAGCAGCAGCAGCAGCAGCAGCAGCAACAGCAGCAGCCGCAACAGCAGCAGCAACCGCAGCAGCAGCAACAGCAGCAGCAGCAGCAGAGGAGACACAAGCAGCAGCAGCAGAUGGGGCAGACGGAGAGCACGGAGGAGGCACCUCCAGCAGCAGAGGUAGCAGCAGAGGCCCCACAAACUGCAGCAGAAGCAGCAGCAGCAGCAGCAGCAGCAGCAGCAGCAAAGGUAGCAGCAAGAAAAGCAGCAGCCGACAGCUGGGCCAAAAGAGACUCAACAGCUUCAGUGGGUUCCACCACAACUACAGAAGAAGCAGAAGCAGCAGAAGAACCUGCUGCAGCAGCAGCAGCAGCAGCACCUGCUGCUGCUGCUGCUGCUGCUGCUGAGGACAAGAGGCCCCAGGAAGAAGCAGCGCUCAAGAAGCAGCAAGGAAGCAGGGAACAGCAGCAGCAGCUGCAGCAGCAGCAACAGCAGCAGAAGCAGCAGCAUAAAAAACAGCAGGAACAGCAGAAGCAGCAGCAGAAGCAGCAGCAGAAACAGCAGCAACAAGAGCAGCAGAUACUGCAGCAGAAACAGCAGCAGCAGGAGCAGCAGAAGCAGAGUCCGGAGCAGAAAAAGGCAGUACAGCAGCCGCUGCGGCAGCAGCAUGCGGAGCGGAAGCAGCUGCAGCAGCAGCAGCAGCAGGCUACCCAGCAGCUGCAACGGCAGCGCACCCAGGAGCAGCAGCAGCAGCAGGGAAAGCAGCAGCAGCAGGGGAAGCAGCAGCAGCAGCAGCAGCAGCAGCAGGAGCAGCAGGAGCAGCAGCAGGAGUCUGAGGGCACUUUUAGUUCGUAUAUGACAUUUGGGCUAACUGGCUUAAAGCGGCUGCUGACGGGAGAGACUUUCUCAGAAGAACCUGCAGCAGCAGCAGCAGCAGCAGCAGCAGCAGCAGCAGCAGCAGCAGCAGCGGAUAAACCAGAAGAGGCAACAGUCCCAGCUGUAGAGACACCAAGGGAUCGGAGCGGGACGAAGGCGCGAGACACUGCGCCUACGAGCAGCCAGCAGCAGCAGCAGCAGCAGCAGCAGCAGCAGCCAGAAGAGGCAGCAGCAGCAACAGCAGCAGCAGCAGCAAAGGCAGCAGCAGCUGAAGCAGCGGAGCCCGCAGCAGCCCCUUUGCAGUACAAAGACCUGGGGGCCCCCCAGGAGGUCCCUGAUGAAGAAGAGGCCCCCCAGGAAUGGCUGGAGGGCCCCCAGGAGGGGCCCCCAGCUUCCUCGGGGGGCCCCCCGGAGGGGCCCCCAGCUUCCUCGGGGGGCCCCCCAGGGGGGCCCCCCGGGGGGCCCCCCGGGGAAGCUGGGGGCCCCCCGAGCGAGGGCUUGAGUUGUGCGCAGGUAGAAAUGAGUUCAGAAGAGGCCCCUGCAGCAGCAGAGUCUACAGCCUCCACGGAGGCCCCGCAGCAGCAGCAGCAGCAGCAGCAGCAGCAGCAGCAGCAGGAGGGGGCCCCGCAGCGCCAGCAGGGGGGCCCCGCGGAGCCCGGGGGGGGCCCCCCCGAGCAGCAGCGCAGCAGGGGGGCCCCUAGGGAAGGGCAGGAAGGCCCUGCAGAGGCUGGGGGGCCCCCGGGGGCCCCUCUGGAGGGGCCCCCGGGGGUCCAGGGAGGGGGGCCCCCCAGGGAGGGUCUAGGAGGGGCCCCUGGGGAGGAAAGGCCGGCUUUUGAGGAGCUGGGGGCCCCCCAAGAUGCAGCUGCUGCUGCUGCUGCAGUGGGGGCCCCUCCUGGGGCCAGGGGGGCCCCUGGGGGCCCCCCUGGCCCCGCAGGGGGCGUGGGGGGCCCCCCUGAAGAGGCCAAGAGGGGGGCCCCUGGGGCCCCUGGGGGCCCCUCUGAGGGCACAGGGGGGGCCCCUAAGGAUUCUAAAGGGGUACUAAAAGAGGAAGCUGCUGCUGAGCUGCAGCAAAUCUGCAAAGGGGAAGAGGGGCCCCAGAAGGAGGGGGCCCCCACAGCUGGGGGCCCCUGGCAGGGGGCCCCGGGGGCCCCCGGAGUUGGGGGCCCCAGUACCCUUCUGGGGGCCCAGGGGGCCCCCACAGCUGGGGCCUCUAGGGAGGGGGCCCUGGGGGCCCCCCAAGAGAAAGGGGCCCCACAAGAAGAGGGGGCCCCUGGGGAUGAAGGGGCCCCCCAAGAGAAGGGGGCCCCCAAAGAGAAAGGGGCCCCUGAGGAGGAGGGGGCCCCCAAAGAGAAAGGGGCCCCUAAAGAAGGGGCCCCCAAAGAAGAGGGGGCCCCCAAAGAAGAAGGGGCCCCCAAAGAAGAAGGGGCCCCCAAAGAAGAAGGGGCCCCCAAAGAAGAAGGGGCCCCCAAAGAAGGGGCCCCCAAAGAAGGGGCCCCUAAAGAAGGGACCCCUAAAGAAGAAGGGGCCCUUGAAGAUGAAGGGGGGCCCCCCGAGGCCCCUGAAGAGAAGGGGGCCCCCGAAGAGAAGGGGGCCCCUAAAGAAAGAACCUUUGAUGAUGGGGCCCCCCUGGGGGCCCCCCUUGAAGAACAGGGGCCCCCAGCUGCAGCAGCGGGGGGGCCCCCUGAGGGCUUGGGGGCCCCCAGAGGAGCAGCUCGGCCUAAGAGUGGCGUUGCUGCAGCAGCAAAAGAAGCCCAUAAGGGAGCAGCAGCAAACCAAGGGGCCCCCGGGGUGAGGGGGGCCCCCGUGGGGGCCCCCAAGAGGAGUGGGGGAGGCGCAGAGGGGGCCCCCAAGAGCAGCAGCAGGCCGGCAGCUGAGGCCCUGAAGAAGCGGGGGGCCCCCGCAGCAGCAGCAGCAGCAGCAGCAGCACCUGCUGCUGCUGCAGCAGCAACGACUCGAGCUAGUCUCUUGAAGCAGCAACACAGCAGAGGCAAAGAGGCCCCACAAACUUUGCUGCUGAGGGGUGGGUCCAGCAGGGGGGCCCCCCUUAGGGGGGGUUUAGCUGGCAGCAAAGAGUUCAACAGCAGCAGCUCAGGGGCCCCUGUGCAGAAGCGCCACUCAGUAGAGCAGCGAGGGGGCGCAGCAGCAGCACCAGCAGCAGCAGCAGCAGCGCCAGCAGCAGCAGCAGCAAAGUCGGCUAGGGCGGGCGCAGCGCAGCCCAAGGGCGCAGCUGGAACAGCAGCAGCAGCAGCAAAAGCAGCAGCGAAGAAGCCACAGGAAACACCCCGAAGGAGCAGCACCAUGUUUCCCCGGCGAGUGGCCGGGGAGCCCAGCAGCAGCAGCAGCAGCAGCAGCAGCAGCAGCAGCAGCAGCGGGACUGCGCAGCACGUGCUGCAGCGGGGCCUCUCUGCAGGGGCAAAGGCCCCCAGGGCCGGCCAGGCAGCCCCGAAGAGGUGGAAGUGA
Molecule: messenger RNA, 3360 nt
Organism: Eimeria necatrix
Lineage: Eukaryota; Apicomplexa; Conoidasida; Eucoccidiorida; Eimeriidae
Exons: 4
Coding region: 1-3360 (1119 amino acids)
Biological process (GO): endoplasmic reticulum to Golgi vesicle-mediated transport; intracellular protein transport; transcytosis
Cellular component (GO): ER to Golgi transport vesicle membrane; Golgi stack; endoplasmic reticulum
Source: RefSeq, a predicted model, not a curated record